This is a messenger RNA of Vigna angularis (adzuki bean), 3204 nucleotides long. RefSeq lists its product as uncharacterized. The transcript is spliced from 5 exons. The coding region runs from base 1 to 3204 and encodes 1067 amino acids. Lineage: Eukaryota; Viridiplantae; Streptophyta; Magnoliopsida; Fabales; Fabaceae. The record is from RefSeq and is a predicted model, not a curated record. Gene Ontology annotation, molecular function: nucleic acid binding; zinc ion binding.
AUGGCACCUAGACUCCCUCCUCCACCCCAACCUAACGAGCCUGAUGCGUCCAACAACGCUAGGUUGUUGGAGACAGUAAUAGACCGCUUGCAGCAGCAGAACAAUACACUGAUGGAACAAAAUGCCACCCUAAUGCAGCAGAAUCAGAGUGCCAUGCAGAGUUUGGAAGCUUCACGUGCCAACUCUGAAACCACGCAAAGACAACUAAUGGAAAUCCUAGCAGCGACUAGGCAUCAUUCAGGGGCGUCCUCUUCCAACGCUGCCCCGCCUACUGCCGAAUGGAGCUUGGAGAGUUUCCUCCAACACCAUCCUGCUAAGUUCAGUGGAAAGGGUAUCCCAGACGAAGCGGACCAGUGGUUGAGGGAUAUAGAGAAGAUCUUCAACGCCAAACGAUGCCCGGAUGAGAACAGGUUGGCGUACGCUGAGUAUUUACUGACUGGAGAAGCGAGUCAUUGGUGGUCGAGCGCUAGAGCUAUUCUUACGGACGCGCAACAACCGAUCACCUGGGAAGUAUUUAGAGGCAAGUUCUAUGAGGAGUACUUUCCAGAUAGCGUCCGGUUUGCCAAGGAAGUUGAGUUUCUACAAUUGGUUCAGGGGAGUAUGUCCAUUUCCGAGUACACCAAUAAGUUCAAGCACUUGGUGAGGUUCAACACUAUGGCGACGAGUGAGCAGUGGCAGUGUAGAAAGUUUGAAAAUGGACUGAGAAGUGAUCUUAAGGUGUUGAUCUCCAGUUUGUGCAUUCGGUCGUUUCCAGCCAUGGUUGAGAGGGCUAAAGUGUUAGAGAAAAAUAUGGCUGAGGCGGAACAACAUAAGAAACAACAGGCGUCGAGAGGACCAGUCAUGACGAGACCUAAUGUAAAUCGGAACAGGACCCCAUACGCUCGUCCAGCCCAGUCGAGUGGUUCGCAAGCUGUGGUAGUUGCUGGACAAGCAAAUCAACAAGGGCCGGUCAGAUGUUUUCAGUGCGGAGGACCUCACUUUAGAUCUUCAUGCCCUCAGUUGGUUGGAGGGAAAUAUUGCACUCGUUGUAAAAGAAAUGGUCACCUGGAGAACGAGUGUAAUAUGGGCGGACGUGCAGUGAUGAGGCCGCCGAACGCUGGGAGGACUCAGCAAGGAAGAGGUGGAAGAGCCCAAGCUGUGGGGCGAGUAUAUGCGAUCACUGGUGCAGAAGCAGCGAGCUCAGGUACGCUCGUCACUGGUACCUGCUUAGUUCAUGGAAUUCCUUGCUGUGUGUUGUAUGAUUCUGGGGCAACACACUCCUUCAUCUCGAAGGCGUGCGUUGAUAAGUUGGGGUUAACCGAGAGUGAGAUGCAGUUCGACUUGGAAUUAGAAGUGAUUCUGGGAAUGGAUUGGCUGAAUACCAAUCGCAUCCUCAUAGAUUGUGGGGCUAAGGAGUUGAUUUUUCCUGAGGAAUGUGAAGAAGAGUUAGGAGUGACGCUCAUUCAAAUUAAAGAAGAUAUAAUGGAAGGCGCCAGUUGCUUCUUGAUCAUGACGCAUGAAGACCGAGAGCUGGCGGAUAAGAGUUUUGAACGUUCGUUCAAUAAGUACGCUGAAGGACGAACGGUUGUGGACGAAUUCCCGGACGUUUUUCCGGAUGAGGUGCCUGGAUUGCCUCCCGUUCGUGAAGUUGAAUUUACCAUAGACUUGGUAACUACGGCAGCUCCUAUAUCCGUUCAACCGUAUAGAAUGGCACCUGCUGAAUUGGUGGAGCUUAAAAAGCAAAUAGAAGAGUUGAUGGACAAGAGGUUCAUCCGUCCAAGCGUGUCACCUUGGGGAGCGCCCUUGCACGGAGCGAGCGUUUUCUCUAAGAUAGACUUGAGGUCAGGCUAUCACCAGAUUCGGGUCAAGGAAGGAGACAUCCAGAAGACAGCCUUCCGUUCGCGUUAUGGACAUUAUGAGUACGUGGUCAUGCCGUUCGGUGUGACGAACGCUCCAGCAGUCUUCAUGGACUAUAUGAACCGCAUCUUCAGGCCGUAUUUGGACAAGUUCGUGGUGGUGUUUAUUGAUGAUAUUCUCAUCUACUCCAAGAGUUGUGAAGAGCAUGAGGAACACUUAAGGGUGGUACUUGGAGUGUUGAGAGAAAAGGAACUGUACGCUAAGUUAUCUAAAUGUGAAUUUUGGAUGAAGGAAGUGCAGUUCUUGGGUCACGUUGUGUCCGCGGGUGGAAUUUCAGUUGAUCCAGCUAAGGUACGAGCGGUUUUGGAAUGGGAGAGUCCGCGCUCGGUUACUGAAGUUAGGAGUUUUGUUGGACUGGCGGGCUACUACAGGCGCUUUAUAGAAGGAUUUUCUAAGAUAGUAGCACCGUUGACCCAGCUGACCAGGAAGGAUCACCCGUUCGCUUGGACCGAUCGGUGUGAAUCUAGUUUUCAAGAGCUGAAGCAGAAGUUGACGAGCGCUCCAGUGCUAGUAAUUCCGGACACUGCCAAACCUUUCGAAGUGUACUGUGACGCAUCUCACCAAGGUUUGGGGUGCGUUCUUAUGCAAGAGAAACGAGCAGUGGCGUACGCAUCACGGCAGUUGAAGAUACAUGAGAAGAAUUACCCAACGCACGACCUAGAGCUAGCAGCGGUCGUCUUUGCUCUAAAGAUUUGGAGACACUACUUGUAUGGAUCCGUCUUCCAACGGAGGUGGCUUGAGUUCUUAAAAGAUUAUGAGUUCGAGUUGCUUUAUCACCCUGGUAAAGCGAACGUUGUAGCGGAUGCUCUAAGUAGGAAGGCGGUUCAUAUCUCGGCAAUGAUGGUUAAAGAGCUAAGUUUGGUGGAGAGUUUCAGAGACCUGAGGUUGCAGUUCGAGUUGGAGCCGAAUAGUAUUAAAUGCUGCACCUUGAGGAUAUCAAGUGAUGUGUUCGACCGAAUCUGGAGGAAACAGCGAGAGGACGAGGAAUUGGUGAAGAUUUUUAGUGCGCUCGGUACGGAUCAAACCAAGCAUUUUAACGCUGGAACGGACGGCAUGUUACGUUACAUGGGUCGUACGUGCGUUCCGAAUGAUGGCGAGCUAAAGAGAAUUAUCUUAGAAGAAGGAAUGAAGAGUGAUGUCGCACGAUUUGUGGCAUCAUGUUUAACCUGUCAACGUGCUAAAGCGGAGUAUCAAAGACCGGGCGGCUUACUACAACCUUUGGAUAUUCCUGAAUGGAAGUGGGACAGCAUUUCAAUGGACUUCGUGACUCACUUGCCCCGUACGGUCAAGAAUCAUGAUUCUAUUUAG